Molecule: messenger RNA, 1519 nt
Organism: Schistocerca nitens (vagrant locust)
Lineage: Eukaryota; Metazoa; Arthropoda; Insecta; Orthoptera; Acrididae
Gene: Rpn8
Product: 26S proteasome non-ATPase regulatory subunit 7
Exons: 5
Coding region: 68-1024 (318 amino acids)
Biological process (GO): proteasome-mediated ubiquitin-dependent protein catabolic process
Cellular component (GO): proteasome regulatory particle; proteasome complex
Molecular function (GO): metallopeptidase activity; protein binding
Source: RefSeq, a predicted model, not a curated record
UGUACUACUCUCAUCAAAGCAGAGACAGUGGUUUCUGUGGAUUCAUGGUUGGCGUAACGCAUUCGAAAUGCCGAGUCAAGAAAUAGUAACCUCAAAAGUAGUAGUACACCCAUUAGUGUUACUAAGUGUUGUGGACCAUUUUAAUCGAAUGGGAAAAAUUGGAAACCAGGAGAGAGUGGUGGGUGUGUUAUUAGGAUCAUGGAGAGCGAAAGGAGUUCUCGACGUCUCCAAUAGCUUUGCAGUUCCAUUUGAUGAAGAUGAAAAGGACAAAUCUGUCUGGUUCCUUGAUCAUGAUUACCUGGAGAACAUGUACGGCAUGUUCAAGAAAGUUAAUGCUAGGGAGAAGAUUGUUGGGUGGUACCAUACUGGACCCAAGCUACAUAGAAAUGAUGUUGCAAUCAAUGAACUCAUUCGGCGUUACUGCCCAAAUUCAGUCCUAGUAAUAAUUGAUGCAAAGCCAAAAGAUCUGGGUCUCCCAACAGAAGCAUACCGUGCUAUUGAAGAGGUUCAUGAUGAUGGUUCUCCAACAUCCAAAACAUUUGAGCAUGUUCCAAGUGAAAUAGGUGCAGAGGAAGCUGAAGAAGUUGGUGUGGAACAUUUGUUAAGAGACAUUAAAGAUACCACCGUGGGCACACUUUCACAGCGAAUUACUAAUCAGCUCCUUGGACUAAAGGGACUACACUCUCAGUUGAGAGAGAUACGUAAUUACCUAACCCAGGUUGUUCAGGGGACUCUCCCAAUUAAUCACCAGAUAGUCUACCAGUUACAAGACAUUUUCAAUUUGCUUCCAGACAUAAGCCACGGAAAUUUUGUGAAUUCUUUAUAUGUGAAGACAAAUGAUCAGAUGUUAGUUGUAUAUCUUGCAGCUCUAAUACGUUCAAUCAUAGCACUUCACAAUCUUAUCAACAAUAAGCUAACCAACAGAGAUGCAGAAAAGAAGGAAGGUAAAAAAGAUGAUGUGAAAGACAAGGAUAAGAAAGAUGAGAAGAGCAAGGAAGAUAGCAAAACGGAAAGUAAAAAGUGAUGUUUGUAGACUUUUAGUGUUGAUGAAUAUUUUGUUUGUCAACCACUUUGAAUUGUAUAGGACAAGUGUUCUCAUGUGUUAACAUGCAAGACUACAAACUCGCCAAUACUUAAAACUGAGUGACAUUUCAGUAGUGUCGCAUAACUGCUAUUAGCAUCGUGUGUGUUAUAACACUAUGAAGAGAUUAAAAGUCCAACAUUUUGCUAUUUAUUUUAUAACUAAAUGUUUUGGAUGUUCUGGCAGAUUUUAGUUGAUGAACCUUGGUGAGUGAAGCUAACAUACCUUUGUUAACUUUUUAAUGUUUGAUAUGACUAAAAUAUAACAUCAUUCACUAUGUAUUUUUGCAGGCUGAUGGUUCCCAGUAAAUGAUCUCUGAAAAAGUUUGUUCAUUUUGUGUCUAUUCUGGACCUCUGUAAAUUGUAUUACUGUUUGCACUGUUAAAAAUAAUGACAUUUAAUAAAGAAGAUCUAUGAAUUUGUACAAGUUAAAUUAAAA